CUUAUAAAUCACGCGAGUCGAGUAUGUAUAAUAUGUAUCGUAGAAGAAUAAAUUCAGAAAUCUGAAGAAAUGGCGAGUGGUGGAAAGGUGUCUUUCAAAGUCACUCUUACCUCCGAUCCAAAGCUCCCUUUCAAAGUGUUUAGCGUUCCUGAAGCAGCCCCCUUCACGGCUGUUUUGAAAUUCGCUGCUGAGGAAUUCAAAGUCCCUCCCCAAACCAGCGCUAUCAUCACCAACGAUGGUGUGGGAAUCAAUCCUCAGCAAAGUGCAGGAAAUGUGUUCCUCAAACACGGUUCUGAACUUCGGCUGAUUCCGCGUGAUCGUGUGGGAGCCUUUUGAGUGCCGAUAGACUUCUGUAUAAACCAUAGUCUGAUAGCACAUGGUUUCAAAAGAAAAUGAUAUAAACGCUAAAUAAUUUGUAGACCGUUAAGGUUAGGGAAGGAGUAGUUAUUUUUUGCCGUGUUCUUAUUGCACAUCAACUAAAUAGGAGAAGAGUUCUUUGGUGUAAUCGAGGGCUGUUAUUAUCUUCA
Molecule: messenger RNA, 527 nt
Organism: Hibiscus syriacus
Lineage: Eukaryota; Viridiplantae; Streptophyta; Magnoliopsida; Malvales; Malvaceae
Product: ubiquitin-fold modifier 1
Exons: 5
Coding region: 70-336 (88 amino acids)
Biological process (GO): protein K69-linked ufmylation
Cellular component (GO): cytoplasm; nucleus
Source: RefSeq, a predicted model, not a curated record